UUUGACAAGUAGGAAGAAGGGCCUUGGCUGUCGUAUCUCUCCGUGUGAGACAACACAACCAGACGCUUCAGUUCUCCUUCGUCUUAAAGAAUUUACAGCUGCUUUGUGAAGGAAUUACAUUUUCAGAUUAGAGGAAGAACAAAAGGAAUAUACCAUGGAGGUGCUGGUGCUGAUAGACUUCGUGGGCACCAUGGGAGACGAGAUCACAAUGAGGGCAGGGGAUGUGGUCAAGAACGUCAAGGCCAGCGAGGAGGGAUGGCUGGAGGGGGAGCUGCGAGGAAAGAGGGGCAUCUUCCCUGCUAACUUUGUCAAGGAGGUGCCAAUCUAUCUGAUAGGUGACAGCAAGAGGGAACCACGAAGCCUUAGAACAAAGAAGAUAAAACAGACGAGGAAAUGCGAGGCAGUGUUUUCCUACAGCGCCGUCAAUGAAGAUGAGCUGGAGCUGGUUGUUGGCGAGACCAUUGAGAUCAUAAAAGAGAUUGAAGAUGGAUGGUGGAUGGGGCUAAAAAAUGGCAAAGUGGGAGCAUUUCCUUCAAAUUUUGUCAAAGAAAUAUUUGUUUUGCCUAAAGAAUCCAAGCACAUUGAUGGGAAGUCAAGACCCAAACUCACAGAUGCAGUGUUCACUAAGGAGAUAACUCAAAAAGCAAGUAUGAGGAAGAAAGGGAAAAAAGUGGUUGAGUGCUGCCAAGCCAUGUUUGACUACAAGGCCGUAGCAGAGGAUGAGUUGGAUCUGAAAAAGGGAGACAUUGUCGUGCUGCUGAGGAAGGAAACAGAAGAUGAAGGCUGGUGGGAGGGAGAGAUAAACGGACGCCAUGGCCUCUUCCCUGAUAACUUCGUCAUGGUGAUUCCGCCAAUGGACAGUCUGAAACCCGGGACCACAAGCCAACCGCCUGCACGCAACAUCAGCAAGAAACUCACAGGGAAGGCAUCAGCGAUGGAGAAAGUUGGUCCAGCGAAGACAAACGAUGAUAAACCAGAGACCAAGGACCUGAGAAGCAAUCCUCCGACCAAAGUCAAGUUGCCAUCGCUCAACAAGCCCAGUCCACCUCCGGUCAAAGACAAACCCGCCAAGGUUUCACCCAAUAGAACAAAUGGACAUGUGGCUCCUCCUUCACCAAAACCAGCAGAGGAGAAAGAAACCAACCAGUUUGAAGGACUGGAUGUGGAGACGGAUAAGCUGAGCCACCCAACGGCAAACAGAGCCAAGCCCCCUCAGAGGAGACCACCGACGGGCCAGGUCACCCCCACAAAAACUCAGGGUGCCACUGACCAGACAGAUUCAGAACUGCUGCCAAAUAAGUUCCAACCAGAGAAAUUACCCAGCUUGCAAAAGGGUACGGAAAUUCUCCUGCCAUCUCCUGCAAAGCUUGAACCUCGACCCAAGACACCGACUCCUGCUCGACCAGCACCACCCAAAGUACUCGUUGACAGAAAAUCUGUGACCCCGAAAGAAAAGCCAACGGUGGAAAGCCUGGAUGCCGAGGUCAGAGAGCUGAGAGUGGCUCUGGAGCUGCUGCAGACGCGACACGAGCAAGACAUGCAGGAUGUGAAAGAAGAACUGCGGAAGGAGAGAAGCAAACAACUGACGCUGCAGGAGGAAGUCAACAGUUUGAAGAUGAAGCAUUAACUGCAAACACUGUGACUGGGCAGGCUGUCUGACACUGUUUCAUACAGGAACUCAAACUGAUAAUUAAAACAAGUUGAGCAGUUUGUCUGACGUGGAACUGAGAGAAAGAAGACGAGCAAGCUCUUCCUGUAAACCAGGGCUACAUUAGAAAGUAUAUUUGGACAAAGGAGGAAGAUCCUGGACUGGACCGGACAAGCUUGAUCCUCCAAAAGACUUUAAAAUUAUAUACAGAACUGUUCAAGUUAUUUGAAUGUUGAAAAUGAGAAACAUUGGUGUAAAGCGGGUUAUGCUUGGUUGCAAAUUAAUGUUUUAUAUUGUUAUAUUACAACUGUCACCUCUAUCACAUUCCUAGGUUUUACUGUACUUUUCACAUUUUUCAUGAUACCCCAGCAGAAUGUGUAAUAUAUGAGGCUGUAAAUAGGAGAAAAUAUUGUUUUGUUUUUUGCAAAGAACUAAAAAGUAAUUUUGAGUUCAGGAGCUUUGUCAUCUGAAUGUUUAUAACUGAAUUACCAAGGUAAUAAAACACGGAGGUGAAUUUCCACAUAAGAAUGUAAUGCUGCAUAAAUCCACUGAGGGGCACUAUAUGUCAAUUCUUCUACAUAAA
Messenger RNA from Limanda limanda (common dab), 2231 nucleotides. RefSeq names its product SH3 domain containing 21 (gene mnmip1). The record is from RefSeq and is a predicted model, not a curated record. Lineage: Eukaryota; Metazoa; Chordata; Actinopteri; Pleuronectiformes; Pleuronectidae. The transcript is spliced from 17 exons. Gene Ontology annotation, molecular function: protein binding. Bases 155 to 1627 code for a protein of 490 amino acids.